Molecule: messenger RNA, 783 nt
Organism: Fusarium coffeatum
Lineage: Eukaryota; Fungi; Ascomycota; Sordariomycetes; Hypocreales; Nectriaceae
Exons: 2
Coding region: 1-783 (260 amino acids)
Molecular function (GO): protein binding
Source: RefSeq, a predicted model, not a curated record
AUGGGUUCUCAGGACAAGGAUUUGGAUAGUCUGAAAGAGUAUCUCACUUACGAAAAACUCGAGGCACUGAGGGCCUUUUGGUUUGAGCAUUUGCCGCAGGAUGCUGAUCGCAUCAUUGCUGGACCGGAGUACCAGAAGAGGUGGUUCUUUUCAGAUAAACAGUUUGACGAUAUUUGCGUCUCUCAGUUCAGUCCUAUAUUGGAGGCCAUCCGCAGCUCAGGCGUAACAUCAGCUCAAGAGCUUCUCACCAUCGCUCGGCCUCGCAACUCACUAGAUUGGCUAAGUCUGAUCAUUCUCCUCGAUCAAAUCCCGCGUAACUCCUACCGCGGCGAGAAGUCUUCCAUUUGCUUCACUUACUUUGACCAUCUCGCCGUUCAAAUCUCUUUCGCAGCUAUCUCCCAAGGCAUUCCCGACACAUCUCCCGAAAUCCGCUGGGUAUUCUCCCACCGGAACUGGUUCUACAUGCCCUUGAUGCACUCUGAAGAUCUAGACACGCACGAUCAAGCUGUGGCAGCGUUUCAGCGCAUGAAUGGGGAUAUCCUCAGCUUGAUGGAGGGAAUGGGUGGCGCGGAUGAGUAUGAGGUGAGAGCGAGAGAGGUUGUGCAGGCUGAUCCAGAAAAGGCGAAGGGUGUUGGGGAGAUGGGUUUACAGUUUGAGGAGAAGCAUCGAGUUAUUAUUGAGAAGUUUGGAAGGUAUCCUCAUAGGAAUAAGGCGUUGGGAAGGGAGAUGAGGGCUGAGGAGAGAGAGUUUCUUGAGAAUGGAGGUGAUACAUUUGGGAGCUGA